AUGAAUCCAGACCGACUUCACCCGACCAUCUACAUCAUCCCUCGGCUAGACUCAGAAGGUCUUGAUCCUAUUGUUGAGGACAGCAAGGUUAUCAUCAAUGGAAUUGGACCUUACCAUCGCUUGGGAACUCCAGUGGUGGAAUCAUGUGCCCGAAAUGGGACCCAUUAUGUCGAUUUCAGCACCGAGACAUUAUGGGUCGCUGAAGUGAUAUACAACUAUCAUGAAAUGACCAUGAUACCAGGUGCAACCAUCAUCCUAGCGAUAUCAGGAUCUAGUGCCCCGUCCGACCUUGCAGCCUGGCUCAUCGCACGAUAUAUUGGCAUUCAUAACUUGCCGGCAGCAUCUGAGGUUUUUGGCUAUGGAAAGAUGACCAUGCUUGGCAUGCAGGGUGGCUCGUUGCACACUGUUCUUGACGUCGCCGAAACGUAUGGGAUUGGGGCAUGGCUGACUUCUGAUCCAUUUGUAUUGUUACCUGAUACCAAGCUCACGGAGGGUAAUGGCAAGGGUUUGCUGGGAUAUCGUUAUGAUAAAUAUCUCGGACAUCUGGCGAUAUCGUUUGUUGCUUGGGGAAAUGAUUCAGUUGUUCAACGUUCAGCAGCACUGGACCAAGAGACCUUUAGUAAAGGGUUCUGUUAUAAAGAGUAUAGUCCAGCAAAAGGCUUCCUCUCGGCAGCGUGCAUCCACCUUGUCACCAAGCUAGGCAUCAUUCUGCUUGCCAUUCCGUGGCUCCGAACAUUUCUUCGAGGAAAGUCUUUCAAUCCGGGAGAAGGACCAGACCGAACAGAAAGUCGAAAGGCUGAAAGCGCAGGGUGGAAGGCUGUCGGUUACGUUGAUGGAUCACCAGAGCCAGUAGCAUUCUCCAGAUUCGCCUUCCAAGGAGCGUUGGUUGACAUGGUGGCCAUUCUAGCUGUCGAGGCAGCAGCGACGAUCAACGAUAAGCUCAAAAUUAAAGACGGUCAUCAGUUGAAAGCUGGUCUGUUGACCCCUUCAACUCUGGGGGCGACAUUUGUAGAUCGCCUUCGAGCAACAGGUUUUGAGAUUGAGAUUAAGGGACCAGGUACCGCUGGUCAUUAG
Molecule: messenger RNA, 1074 nt
Organism: Fusarium coffeatum
Lineage: Eukaryota; Fungi; Ascomycota; Sordariomycetes; Hypocreales; Nectriaceae
Exons: 1
Coding region: 1-1074 (357 amino acids)
Biological process (GO): glycolipid biosynthetic process
Cellular component (GO): plasma membrane; lipid droplet; mitochondrion
Source: RefSeq, a predicted model, not a curated record